GCCAAUUUGACAUUUGUUUGACAGUCGUCGUGUGAUGAGUGGUGUGUGCGGAACGAAAAUAAUCCAAAUAAAAUACAAAUUCGUAACACAUUCUAAAACAUUUUAACAUGUGAGUGAUGAGUUGUACGGAAAAUGACAGUGGACCUUUUGUCGUAUUCUUCUUACCUGCAGUUGUGGGCUGCUUAACCAUACUCCUGGCUAGACGCUGGGCUAAUACUCAAGUCAGUAGCUCAUCCUCGACAGCCAUCUCGCGGCGGCGUAAGAUCAUCAAGGAUCCGCUUAUCAAGCGACCUCUGCCACCGAUCGCUUGUAAAAUGGUUCCACCGAUAUCUAAGAAGUCUUCAGGGGUGUCUAAGAAGGGUAGUGUGCCGGUUGUCGAUGAUGACAACGGGAAGCGUGGUCGUUCAGUCCGAGCGCCUACAGCGUGCGCUGCUGCGGCAGCCUUUGCAGAGCUGAAAAGCGACGGACCCCCUCCUCCAAAACACAUCCCAUUCCCAAACAUCCCUCACGAUGGGGUGCUGUUAUUCGAAGUGAUGAUGUUCGUCUUCACACUGGUCGCCACAGGACUGCAGUUCCUAAAUUUGUACAGGACAGCCUGGUGGCUACCACAUUCCUUCACUAAUCAGGCUAUGAACUUCUACCUAAUAGAUCCACACCUGGUUGUGUUCAUUGUGACGUUAAUAUCGAGGCGGUUCGUGAUGGCAGCCACCUUGUCAUUGAUUAGGACAGUAGUCACAGCCAAGUUGAUGCCAUCCACUGUAGCGGCAGCCAGAAUGUUUAUACUGGGCCUGGUAGUGGGUAUUCUGGCUUGGUGUGCAUAUUUCAUUUUGCUCAAGCAUCCAAUUGUUAAAUUAUUCUACUUGUGUUAUCCAAUAGUAAUCUACGUCGUCCUGUUUGGCUUCCAAUCGAGUCCAUUGCUCGAACUGAACUCGGGCCCACCACCGUUGCACUGCUGUAGCCACGUGCCUUCGGACGUGCGUCAGGAAGCAGACACAUUAAGGGAAGACUUCAACUUGAGGAUCAAGAAAAUAUUGUUCAACUCGGUAGCUGGAGCGUACUAUUCUAGUUUUAUACCGUGCUGUUUUGCACAGUCGUAUCUCUACUACGACGUGUACGGCGCGUCGCAACAAGUAGUGUUCGUAUGGGGCUGUCUGUUCGGCCGCUACGCGCACCAGUUGCUACCAGCGACGUAUUGUGACGUGUUGCACCGCUCUGCGAUACAUCUUGGCAGCUGGCGCCUUCACAGUACUAGUAUAGAACCUAACGUGGGACUGUGGAUAUGCAGCGUGCUGUGGUCACAAGGCGCACUAGCCUCGUUUCAAGGCCGCACGUACGCCGCCGCCGCGCCCACGGUCGCUGCGCAGCCCAAUAACAGUGGACACGCGCGGUUCUACUCUGUGUUCAUAAACCCAUCCACGCUUCUGUGCCUGCUACUAGUCCUACAGCUGGCCUUCAUCGUGCUGGAACUAUGCCUGCUAUUCAGUUCACUGGCCUGGCACAACUUCAUGUCGAUCCUCAUACUGCUCUUCAUCAACUACUACACACUGUUCAAGAUGAUGCGCGACUACCUCGUCGCGUGGAAAGUUUAUAAGGCGGAACAUAUGAUACAAGACAAAAACGCAUCGCAUUCCAACUGAGCGCAUCAAACAAAAUUACAGGCUGAGAUCAAAACAA
Ostrinia furnacalis (Asian corn borer) is the source of this 1674-nucleotide messenger RNA. Its product is annotated as transmembrane protein 39A. Lineage: Eukaryota; Metazoa; Arthropoda; Insecta; Lepidoptera; Crambidae. Gene Ontology annotation, cellular component: membrane. The record is from RefSeq and is a predicted model, not a curated record. The transcript has 8 exons. The coding region runs from base 117 to 1637 and encodes 506 amino acids.